GCUGCCUUCCUAGCAGAAGCUGUGGCCUUGGGAGCCUUGGAUACCAACGAUCCUCGUGACAAGAGGCAGCACAGCAUUUGGUCAAACCCAGAUAGAGAUGUCAAUCUGCCCAACGCACCAUACACGACGUUCCAGUACCUAGCUUGCCCAAGCGGUCUGGCUAAUCCACCAGUCCUCCCAGACAGGAGCAAGGCAGUCGUUGAGGUCGACCAUGAAGGAUCGUGGAAGCUGUCCAGCUCCACGGGGAUCCUCAAGCCGACUGUUAUCAUGUUCAGCAAGAGCAUCCCAAGCAGCAUCAAGAAUGCGGCUAAAGAGGCAAUCGACAGCGUAGAGUUGCAGCUGCUCUGGCAUGUCUUGGUGAGGUUUGAAGCCACAAGCCCGUCAAGUUUAGACGUCAGCGUCGAUUCGCAAGCCCUAAGAAGGGUCCUGUGCUGUUCGACAGGCCACUGGGGCUUAACAGGCUAG
This is a messenger RNA of Phialemonium atrogriseum, 465 nucleotides long. RefSeq lists its product as uncharacterized. NCBI's taxonomy places the organism in Eukaryota, Fungi, Ascomycota, Sordariomycetes, Cephalothecales, Cephalothecaceae. The record is from RefSeq and is a predicted model, not a curated record. The transcript has a single exon. The annotation marks the transcript as partial.